AUGCUUGAUAUGAUUUUACAGGUGUCGGCGAUGGACCGAGACGAUGGUGCGAAUGGGAGGGUGAGAUACAGCAUCUCCAUGGGCGACGAUAACCGCGACUUCGCUAUAUCGGAGGACGGCGGAGUGAUCAGGGUGGCGAAGAACCUGAAUUUCGAGCGCAAAUCCAGGUACCACUUGACGAUUCGAGGGGAGGACUGCGCGUCGGAAGUCGGGGAAACACCGCGUGACGACACCGCCCAGAUCACCGUCACCGUCCUCGAUAUAAACGACAACGCACCGGUAUUCCUCGACUCGCCGUAUCUGGCGUACGUCAUGGAGAACAUGGUCCCACCUGGGGGAGGAUUCGUGAUACAGGUUAAGGCUUACGACGCGGACACUCCACCUUACAACGACCAAGUGAGGUACUUCUUGAAGGAGGGUGACACAGAUUUGUUUCGGAUCAACGCGAGCACAGGGGACAUAUUCUUGCUCCGACCUCUCGACAGGGAACUGGUCCCGGAAUACACCCUCACUCUGGUGGCCAUGGACACCGGUGAGUUCUUUGUAAUAAUUCAAAUCAUACCUUACGUAGAGAGAAAGCUGAAUGACUUGGAAUAGGUCACGCAAACUUAACCCGUUAACUUCAUAAUAAACACUCGACACUGUGCCGUCCGCAGAUCGAAUUGAAAUUGCUUCGUUUGGCCCGGAUUGUUCUCGGUUGGACUGACUGAUAGUUUUCGCAUGGCCCCGCAGUUGUGCCACCGGCAUUUCCCAGAUAGUUUUCGCAUGGCACCACAGUGGUGUUAAUUAAACACCUUCACGCCGGCGUGUACGACCGGCGACUAAUGGUCACUCGCGUGUCUAAUGGUGCGUUUUUACACGCUCAAGCUAUUCGCACAAGUCAAUCUGUGCAAACGAACUGGAAUGGAAUAUCGCCGUUCACACGUUCAGUUCGAUUUGCGCGGUUGUGAAAGGGAGGAACCCCGAAAAUUGUAGUUUGUUGUGCCCGAAAUGGAAAAUCUGGACGAAAGGUAAGAGUCGCGAAUCAGGAUUUCGUUUCGAACGAGCAAAUUACCAACUGCAUCGGUAUCGUCCGAACGUAAUUUCUGGACAAAGGGACAGAUUUCUCCUCGGAAUCCAGGGACAAUUCCAUUUGUACCUGACCCGAAGGACGCGAAUAGAACCUUGGAAAAUUUCCGUCGAAGUCUGCGCGGGUGCUGGCUUAGAAAUCGUAGGAACGGUUUAAGUGGUGUAUAAAAAUUGAGACAGAAAUUCAAUACGGGGAGAAAAGUAGGUUCGUAAGAAACGAAGGACAAAGGAAUCGCGCGCAGAGUCGUAUUCCCUGCAGGACCUUUGGGACGCGCUUUAGGGGAACGGCUAAAUAGGUGUGUACCUGGCGCGAUCUGCACAAAGGCUGGCAUUCAAAGGGUAGCCAGUAUUCUUCGGAGAGAAUAUUUUUCCGGCCAUCGGCGCUGACCGGUCUUAGCCUCUGUGUAAACUGGUUGCGAAUUAGCGCGGACAAAGGACUUAAUUAUGUGGGGUUUGGCGCUUUGACUAAC
This is a messenger RNA of Hylaeus anthracinus, 1538 nucleotides long. Its product is annotated as cadherin-related tumor suppressor-like. The coding region runs from base 1 to 597 and encodes 198 amino acids. Gene Ontology annotation, cellular component: plasma membrane; catenin complex. Gene Ontology annotation, molecular function: calcium ion binding; cadherin binding. NCBI's taxonomy places the organism in Eukaryota, Metazoa, Arthropoda, Insecta, Hymenoptera, Colletidae. The record is from RefSeq and is a predicted model, not a curated record. Gene Ontology annotation, biological process: homophilic cell-cell adhesion. The transcript has 2 exons.